GGUUCAGUGAGAACACCAAAGUGCCCAUUACUCAAUGCAAUUCAAAUCAGCCUCCUUCAAGCAAAGCCCCACUAUCAUUCCACUCACGGUCCUAUUUUCUCAGGUUUUACAACCCUCAUUCAUUCCACCAUGAGAGCUGUGGUUUGCGAGGGUGUUCCCUUCCAAAUGGCCGUCCAGGAUAUACCAAAGCCUGUCAUUAUAGAUCCAACGGAUGCAAUCGUCCGAAUCACUACGUCCGCUAUAUGCGGUUCAGACUUGCAUAUCAUGGAUUCUCUGGCGGCGUCCCCCCGUGGACCAUGGGUCAUGAGGCUGUUGGCUUCAUCUCAGAGGUUGGGAGUGCUAUGUCGUCACUUGCAGUUGGGGACUACGUUGUCAUCUCCGAUUCUGAGUCUGACGGUAAACUCGAGCUGAGACCCGAGAUGCCAACCUACUUCGGAUUUGGCCUCCCUGAUAUGCUGAGUGGGCUUCAAGCUGAGUAUGCAAGAGUCCGUUUCGCCGACCAGAGUUUAAUCCCGACUUCCCUCACCCAAGCGACAACAAACCGUAAGCUAGAGCACCGGACAUUAAGGGUUAGCACCUCAAGAGGUACCUAGAGGUAACGUAGGAACAGGUAACCCCGCGAGGUACCUACGAUAGCAGCGAGAGGCACCCGGAUCUCCAGGUAUAGUAGGGACCUACAGGUGCCCAAGUAGUCCGGUUACGCAGGCACACGCGGUACCUGGAGGUAGGUAGGUAAGUUAGGUUACCGCUUCACGAGCCACCGCUUCGCGGACCACCUUUUUAUAAAUAUGCUUAUAAAUAAACGAUUUUUACCCGUAAAAAGGCGGGUAAAUUUUUUUUA
Molecule: messenger RNA, 841 nt
Organism: Durotheca rogersii
Lineage: Eukaryota; Fungi; Ascomycota; Sordariomycetes; Xylariales; Xylariaceae
Exons: 2
Coding region: 243-593 (116 amino acids)
Source: RefSeq, a predicted model, not a curated record